AUGGAGAGUGCGAGUGCGGGGCUAUCUUGUGGCCAUAAAAUUCCAUGUGAGUUCUUCAAAGUUUUUCUUACAAACAGAGGUUCUACCCAGUUGCAAAUACCAAGAUCUUUCACUAAGUUUUUCACUGGAAUCCCACCAUGUAAGGUCAUUCUUGUAGAACACGAUGGAAAACAUUGGGAUGUUAAGGUGGAAAAAAUCGAAGGUCGUUUGGUUUUUAAAAGUGGGUGGCAGGAAUUUUCCAAGGAGAAAAAUUUAGAAGAUUGCGACUUUUUGGUUUUUGAGUAUGAUGGUAAAACUACUUUUAAUGUGAAGAUAUUUGGGAAAACUGGGUGCAGGAAAGUGGCUGCACCUCCAAAAGUUGUUCCCAUUGUGGAUUUGGAAGAAGAUUCUGAUGAGCAUAGUCAUGAAAUCCAGAACAAUGGUGUACGGAAACGUCCACUCCCAAGUCCCAAAACAAAUGUGAAAUCAGAAGGUGCAUGUCCAUUCAAAGAAGCUCAGCGCAAAUCAAAAAGAAUGAAGGAAGGAAAAGAUAAAAUGAAUGACGAGAAACCUGCGCUUACAAAGCUUGUUCCAUUGGAGAAUGCUCAUUUUCAAAUAUGUUUUGAUACUCCAUAUAAACUAAAAAGAGUGGAAUUUCCUAGAAAAAUGUUUAAAAUGAAUAUGAAGCUGCUUCGGUAUAUAACUCUGAGGGAUGAGAAUGGCAAGUCAUGGCUGGUGAUGAUCAAUUCCUCAUCGAAUUAUGAUCGUAGUUUUUUGGGAAGUGGAUGGAUGGCUUUCAAGGAGAGUAAAAACAUUCAAGUAGGGUCUCGAUGUGAUUUUCAGUUUGUUGUUGACAAAGCAAAUGUGGCCAGAGAACUGCAUGUGCGCGUGCUUUCGAAGAUAAAGAAGAAAUAGUUUAGUGCAUGGCUUAUCAUUUUGGUGUGAAUUAAGAUUGCACUAAUCUUGUGGGUGUGUGAUCCUUGAAACCUUUAUAAUGGUUUGCUCUUGGGAGAGGGAUGUGAACAAGAGGUUUUUGCUUUACAUUUUAUUUGUACAAGUCGUUUAGCUCUUUUAUCGUUGCUAUCAAAGGCCAAGGUAUUCACAUUUAGCACGAGCU
Molecule: messenger RNA, 1096 nt
Organism: Vigna umbellata (rice bean)
Lineage: Eukaryota; Viridiplantae; Streptophyta; Magnoliopsida; Fabales; Fabaceae
Product: putative B3 domain-containing protein At5g66980
Molecular function (GO): DNA binding
Source: RefSeq, a predicted model, not a curated record